This is a messenger RNA of Arabidopsis lyrata subsp. lyrata, 725 nucleotides long. RefSeq lists its product as uncharacterized. The record is from RefSeq and is a predicted model, not a curated record. The transcript is spliced from 3 exons. Lineage: Eukaryota; Viridiplantae; Streptophyta; Magnoliopsida; Brassicales; Brassicaceae. The coding region runs from base 55 to 648 and encodes 197 amino acids.
UUUGCGGUUUCUCGUACCGAUAGAGGAAAAGGAAAAAUCUACAAUGGAGCAACAAUGACAUCUAAUAUAUAUAAUCCAAAAGUGAAAUUUCCACAAUUCAGUUCUACUCGUAUACACAUACAGAUUGGAAACGAUUUUAUUCAAGCUGGUUGGACUGUGGGUCAAAAUCAAUGUUAUAAUACCAUGUGUCCAGUUGGGAUCACAAUGGUCCGUUCAGAUUUUCCUCUUGGCUUAGUUGAAAUUAGUAAUGUUCGCGGUUCUUCAACAAUUUCUUUUGAGACAUUUGGCUUACUCAAGGAUAAAAUAAAUGAUAACGGGUGGCUUGAGGUUGCAAAAGAAAAAAUUGGGUUUUGGCCAGCAAAACUAUUUCAACAAACCUCGGCCAACAAUGUCGAGUGGGGAGGAGAAGUAUAUAGUGCAUCUAUGCCAAUUCCCCAAAUGGGGUGUGGUUAUAUUCCAGUUGGACGCGUAAGAUACGAUUCCAUUUUAUGUAAUAUAACUUUAAUUGAUGAGAAUUUUAAUGUUGAUGAUCUGGUAAAGAAUAGACAGGCAUUCUCAGAUAUUCGUGGUUAUAAGGUAGUAAAUGAUAUAUAUUCAGAUAUACCGGUCAAUAAUAUCGUAUAUUAUGGAGGUCCUGGACAUAACUGAAAAGAUAAAAUAUUAUUUUUAUAAAAUUAAUAGAUAAAUUCCAUUGAAACAACUUGUAAUCAAACAUCUUACAUCAA